Molecule: messenger RNA, 6395 nt
Organism: Oryzias latipes (Japanese medaka)
Lineage: Eukaryota; Metazoa; Chordata; Actinopteri; Beloniformes; Adrianichthyidae
Source: RefSeq, a predicted model, not a curated record
CUCCUGUUAGCCCCGUCAAAAGCCUAGAUCUCCAAAGCCUGACAUUGUGAAGAUGGAGGCUGUUGGGGUUUAGACCGGGAAGAGGGAGCUCACACCGGGACAUUCGGAGUCGUGUUAUGGAAACGUUCUCUGCAGGUUCAGGUGGAGGCAGGAGCUGCAUGUAGAGAGCAUCAGAAAUCAGCAGGAUGUACUCGGAGUGGCGCUCGCUGCAGCUGGUGGUGCAGAGUGAUCAGGGCCACAUAAGCGUGCUGCACACCUACCCAAACAAUGUCGGCACCGAAGUGGCAAACGCCGUGGUGAAGCCUCUGGGCACAGCGGUCAGUCCUGUGGCCACGGAGAACAUCCUCAAGACGGACAAAGAGGUGAAAUGGACCAUGGAGGUUCUGUGCUAUGGCCUGACCCUCCCAUUAGAAGGAGACACUGUCAAGCUUUGCGUGGAUGUGUACACUGACUGGAUGAUGGCUCUGGUGUCACCCAGAGACUCCAUGCCACAGCCUGUGGUGAAGGAGCCCAACAUGUAUGUGCAGACCAUUCUGAAACAUCUGUACAAUGUCUUCGUUCCAAGGCCUGAACAACACAGUCUGAACCACAUCAGACUUUGCCAGCAGGUUCUGACUGCGGUCCAGAAGCUGGCCCGAGAGUCCGUUUCUAUGGUGAGAGAAACCUGGGAGGUGUUGUUGCUUUUUCUGCUUCGUAUCAAUGACACACUGCUGGCACCGCCCACGGUUGGAGUGGGCGUGGCAGAGAAACUUGCAGAAAAGUUGAUGGCUGUGUUGUUUGAAGUGUGGUUACUCGCUUGUGCUCGCUGCUUUCCCACGCCGCCGUACUGGAAGACGGCGAAGGAAAUGCUGGCGAACUGGAGACACCACCCUCCUGUUGUUGAGCAGUGGAGCAGGGUGGCCUGUGCUCUGACGUCCAGACUUCUGCGGUUCACCCACGGACCAUCCUUCCCACCUUUCAAGGUCCCAGAUGAAGACGCCAACUUGAUUCCCGUAGAAAUGGACAACGACUGUGUGGCUCAGACGUGGUAUCGAUUUUUGCACAUGAUCAGCAACCCCGUGGACCUGAGCAACCCCGCCAUCGUCAGCACCACUCCAAAGUUUCAGGAGCAGUUUCUCAGCCCGAGUGGAAUCCCCCACGAAGUGGUUUUGCACCCCUGUUUAAAGCAGCUCCCCCAGAUCUUCUUUAGGGCAAUGCGGGGGGUCAGCUGCCUUGUCGAUGCCUUCUUGGGUGUCUCUGUUGAAAAGAGAGACGUUCGCGACAGAGUGUUCACUUUUUUUCCACUGCAGCUCUCUCAUGGUAUAUCGCGGCCCCGGGCUGACAGCGCCCCGCCCACUCCAGUUAACAGACUGAGUGUGUCCCCGCCCCCUUCCAUUGCCAACACUACACCCCCACACAGCCGCAAACAGCGACACAUGGCGGUCACCAAAACUGCAAGCAAGAGUUCAUCUAGCAGUGUGAGUCAAACGACCAAAGCGACCCAGCAGCAGCAGCAGCAUCAAUCUUCCUCCCCGACCCUGCUUUCCAGCCCCAACCAGAGCAGCUGGGAGUCCCGGCCGCUGCCCGCCCCGGCGCGGCCCAAAGUCAACAGCAUCCUGAACCUGUUUGGUCAGUGGCUUUUUGACGCUGCCUUGGUGCACUGUAAGCUGCACAGCGGCCUGAGCAGAGACGGCAGCAUGACUGCCUCUUUUAUCCAAAUUCUCCUUUCUUAUAAAUCUUCCAUAAGCACUCAGCUGGGGUUGGACCUGAGGAGGAAGGGCUCUCAGAUGUCGACCGACUCCAUGGUGCCAAACCCUUUGUUUGACAUCAACGAGUUCCCGGAGAGCUACGAGGCAGGACGAGCGGAGGCCUGCGGGACGCUCUGCCGCAUCUUCUGUAGCAAGAAAACCGGAGAAGACAUUCUGUCCGUCUACCUGUCCAGGUUCUACAUGGUCCUGAUUCAGGGUCUCCAGAUAUCGGAUUUUAUCUGCAGACCAGUUCUGGCUUCCAUCAUUCUCAACUCUUCGUCUUUGUUCUGCACUGAUUUGAAGGGCAUCAAUGUGGUAGUGCCCUAUUUCAUAGCUGCUCUUGAAACUAUCGUGCCAGACAGGGAACUGUCCAAAUUCAAAAUGUAUGUAAAUCCUACUGACUUGAGGAGAGCCUCCAUCAACAUCCUCCUGGCCAUGCUGCCUCUCCCACAUCACUUUGGGAACAUCAAGUCUGAGGUUCUGCUGGAGGGAAAGUUUAACGAGGAGGACGGCUGUCCACACGACCAGCCGGUGUCCUUCCUGUCGCUGAGGCUCCGCCUGGUCAACGUCCUCAUAGGAGCACUGCAGACGGAGACGGACCCCACCAACACACAGCUCAUUCUGGGUGCAAUGCUAAAUAUCGUUCAAGACUCGGCUCUGUUGGAGUCCAUCGGUGCUCAGACAGAGACGGGCAGCAUCGACGGAAGUCAGGUGACGCUGCGCAACCAGAGCCACAGUCGCAACAGUAGCAUCAGCUUCAACAGCGGGGGCAGCACAGAGGCCACCAGUCCAGACUGUGAACGCCCCUCACAGGCCCUGCUCAGAGAUUAUGCUUUUCCAGAUACUGCGGCGGGCCUGUUGGUGCGCAGCAUCCACCUGGUCACUCAGAGACUCAACUCUCAGUGGAGGCAGGACAUGAGCAUCUCACUGGCUGCCCUGGAGCUGCUGGCCGGCCUGGCAAAGGUGAAGGUGGGAGUGGAUUCAGCAGAGUGGAGGCGUGCCGUCAGCUCCAUAUGUGGUUACAUCGUCUACCAGUGCAGCCGUCCAGCUCCUCUUCAGUCCAGAGACCUGCACUCCAUGAUCGUGGCUGCGUUCCAGUUUCUCUGUGUGUGGAUCACAGAGCACCCUGACAUGCUGGAUGAGAAGGAGUGUUUGGUAGAAGUUUUGGAGAUCGUUGAACUCGGGAUCUCUGGGAGCAAAUCCCGUCAGGAUCAUGACGUUCGCCAUAAAGGGGAGAAGGAACACAAUCCAGCUUCUAUGAGAGUGAAGGAUGCAGCAGAAGCCACGCUGUCCUGUAUCAUGCAGGUGUUGGGGGCCUUCCCGUCCCCCAGCGGGCCUGCCUCCACCUGCAGCCUGCUGAAUGAAGACACCCUGAUUCGCUACGCCAGGCUAAGUUCCACUGGAGCCAGCAACUUCCGCUACUUUGUCCUGGACAACUCCGUCAUCCUGGCAAUGCUGGAGCAGCCGCUUGGCAAUGAGCAGAAUCCCAGCCCAUCGGUGACCGUUUUGAUCCGAGGGACCGCUGGAAGACAUGCCUGGACCAUGCAACUCUUCCACCAGCCCAGAGGAGCCCGGGCCAAUCAGAGGCAGGCGUUUGUCCCUGAGGGCCGUCCAGAACCCAACAACAACGUGGGCAUCAGGUACAACGUCAAGCAGAGGCCUUUUCCUGAGGAGGUGGAUAAGAUCCCUCUAGUGAAGGCAGAUGUCAGCAUCCCUGACCUGGACGAUAUCGUCAGUAAGGAGGUGUGUUGCAUGGAUUGGCUGAGUGAUUCACGAGCCUCGAGCUCGCUGAUGUAUAACCACUCCCACCUGGGCAUUCAGCACGACAAGCUCAGAGCUCUGAUCUCCAAGCAGAUAGAGUAUGAGACUAACUUGGAGCGACACAGCGAGGAAAUCUUGAAGUCGAAGCCGUUCCCCGACCCACAGACCAACUGCAAGCCGCCGUCUCCGGCUCAGGAGUUCCAGACGGCUCGCCUCUUCCUCUCACACUUUGGCUUCCUGUCUCUUGAGGCCCUGAAGGAGCCUAACAACAGUCGUCUGCCUCCUCAUCUGAUUGGUCUGGACUCCUCCAUGCCGGGGUUUUUUGAUGACAUGAACUACCUUGACCUACUGCCCUGCAGACCCUUUGACACCGUUUUUAUUUUCUACGUGAGAGCUGGACAGAAGAGCAGCCAUGAGAUUCUGAGGAACGUGGAGUCGUCGGCGAGCGUCCAGCCACACUUCCUAGAGUUCCUGAUGUCCUUGGGCUGGCCUGUGGAUGUGGGACACCACCCAGGAUGGACGGGCCAUCUUGACACCAGCUGGUCCCUAAACUUCUGCUCUGACGGCAACGAUUUACCACAAACAGAGGAAGCAGCUUCUCCCGAAGACUCUGGUGGCUCUGUUUUUAACGGAGAGAAGAAAGUUUUGUAUUAUGCCGACGCCCUGACGGAAAUUGCCUUUGUUGUUCCCUCUUUAACGGAAAACUCAGAGGAGUCGUCUGUGCACAGCGACUCCACCGUGGAAGCAGAUUCCAACUCUGAACUCAUGUCUGGUUUACUUAAACAACCCAAUCUCACACUGGAACUGUUCCCCAACCAUUCAGAGAACCUGGAGUCAGCCAAAAAGCUUAGCCCUUUGGUGAAGACAAAGAGUUCAUCUACUGUAAAGUCUUACCCCCAGCUGGGCCCUGAGACGAAGGUGUUUGUGGUGUGGGUAGAGCGCUUCGAUGACAUCGAAAACUUCCCGUUGUCUGAUCUGUUGGCGGAAACCAGCACCGGCCUGGAGGGCAGCAUGAGCAACAGCACUUCCUGCAGGUCCGGGUUACUAGAAAAGGACGUUCCUCUGAUCUUCAUCCACCCACUAAAGACAGGGCUCUUCAGGAUCCGCCUGCAUGGAGCUGUGGGUAAAUUCGGAAUGGUGAUUCCCCUCGUGGACGGCAUGGUGGUCAGCCGCAGAGCUCUCGGGUUUCUGGUGCGUCAAACCGUCAUCAACCUGUGCCGGCGGAAGCGUCUGGAAAGUGACUUGUACAACCCUCCUCACGUGAGGCGGAAACAAAAGAUAACGGAGAUCGUCCAGCGCUACCGCACCAAGCAACUGGAGCCCGAGUUCUACACCUCGCUCUUCCAAGAGGUGGGGGAAGGAAAGCCUCACCUCUAACCCCCCCCUGUCCUAACACUGUCUCACACCCACACGCACCACCAACACACGCAGAAUCUUUAUAUUUAUACUGUGCUAUUUUGAUAUAUAUAUAUAUAUAUAUAUAUAGAUGAAAACAUAUAUCAACACUGUUUGCCUUUGACUCUGAAAUCAAAACGUCAAACCCACGCCAAGGGGAACGCCACGUUUGUGUUGCAGCUGCUCAGCUGAGGUCUGAUUUGCUGCGGGUGUAAAAAAAAAAAAGUGUUGGUGUAGGUCCAUGCUUUGUGGCAGAACUGUCUGCUCGUCUCUAGAUGCACUGAGAACGUCCUCUCUGGACUUGUAAAAAGCCUGUACUUUCCAGCCCGUGAAGGCGGGAACGGCUGAGAAUACGUAACACGGCGCUGUCCGAAACCCAGCGUUAUGGUUGAUUUGGCUGUAAAGGUUGGAUGUUAGCCAAAGAUGCAACCACGCAGACACAUGGUUUGAAUCCAGAGCCGACACCCGCUUAUAGUCUUCCUGUUCUCAAUACGCCGGUCACACGUCAGGAUUCGUCCUCAUUUUCCCAUCAUUCUGUGCUACGCGGAGCGGGGGGAGGAGUUUAAGGUCAUUAGAAGCCAAUGAGAAUCCCUCCCAGCUGUUAAAAGUUGAGUUACCGAAAGCUCCAGAAGUUUGCACUAAAACUGCUUCACACCUCCCAAAACUUUGCCAACAGAGCAGAACCAUAGCCCAGUUCUAAGUGUCCUCCCAAGGACCGCGAAGGAAGCUCUGGCCAAAAAUCUGCAGCCAAUGACGGGACGCAACAAACUCUGAUCAAAGCUCAAACUUGUGAGUUUUUCCUCCUUCAACUCCAAAACAGAAGAUCAAACCUCUGACCUCCACAGAGGAGGUCAGAGAUCUUCUGACCUCCUUUUGUGAAGUCUGGAGUACAAAUCUGCGGGUUAGUUUCCCCCAAAUGUUUGUUUUUGUCCAUUCACUGGCCCUGGCUGCCACCGUCUCACUAUCUGCCUCCUAAAAAUGUGAAUUUUAUUUAUCACAAAGAUGACAACGGGGGGCAAACGCCUCCGAUUCAUCCUAAACGUCUUAAUGCACUGAACGGCGCCCCUCCCUCCCGUCCUUUAGUUACUUGUCCUUUUGUACUGUUUAGCAUUUUUUGGAAGAAAAUCCUGCUUAAGGAAGAGUUUUAUCUUGUGAAAUAUGAAUGAAGAGGCAGAGUUGUGGAGUUUUUAACCUAUAGGACUCACUUUUUAACGAAGGUGCUGUACGCACACGCCUUUUUUUUGUUUUUUUUGGGAAAGAAAUUAAAUGAAAAACGCUUCAAACCACACACAAAGUCCCACGCGUAUCCUGUUACUCCUCUAUUUGAUCGUAUUUAAGGACUUGCCAUGUACAGAAGUGGAUGAUAUGUAAAUAUACGAUGAUGUUAGGCAUUUAAAAGUCGUCUGUUGCAUUCCUCAUCUGAGCAGAAAAUGUAUGUAUGUCAUUUUGUGUGGGGAGGAAUGCAAUACUGAAUGUAAAAUGCAUCAAUUAAAACUAUUAUUGACAUUUUAA